AUGUCGGAGACAGCCGAGCCCACCCCGGAGCUACGCAUUACCGACGAAUGGCCAUGGGACACGAGCUGUGCUCAGUUCAUGGCUGUGAAGCUGCCAGAUGAGGCGUACAGGGCCGUGGUCCGCGAUUGGAUGUCUUUAGUCGAGGGCGCCAUGAGACUGUGGGUUGACGAGCGGCAGCAGCAGCCCGACCUUCUCGAUAAGCGCAUGGCGCUGAUGGUACUCUACCCCGGCCGCCGCGUUCACUUCCUGGUCGAGCCCAUGCCAAACAUAGUACCUAUCCUAUUCCGUUAUAAUGGCCGCCGGGAGUUCCGCUUGGACGAGGACGACAUCGACAACUGCAAAGCGGCGUGGCUCACCGUGGCUCGUUUUGUUAUGAACGGCGAAGGCGAGAUCGUCUGA
Molecule: messenger RNA, 399 nt
Organism: Aspergillus uvarum CBS 121591
Lineage: Eukaryota; Fungi; Ascomycota; Eurotiomycetes; Eurotiales; Aspergillaceae
Exons: 1
Coding region: 1-399 (132 amino acids)
Source: RefSeq, a predicted model, not a curated record